GGGUUCCCUCCGAGUGCCACCCGCGGAAGGCGGAGGGCUAGGCAGAUGGAAGAGGACCAGGCCAGUCGGCGGGGACCGGAGGAGGAGGGAUCGGAGAGAUGGGAGGAGGCAGCCGGGGAGGACCAACUGUCUUGGGUGUGGGCCAACCGGGUGGAAGGGGACCAGCAAGACCUGUUGAAGCGGCUGAACGGCCAGGAAAGCCGGGAGGUGGCGGGGCCCGUGGGGGUCCCGGAGGCGGCGGGCCCUGAGGAGGCGGAGGAGCCGAGGCCGACAGGCUCGGGCGGCGGGAGCAGAGAGGGGCAGGCGGGCUGGGAGCCAGCCGAGCCGAGGGGCGGGGAGAGGGCGGCCCCUGAGGGAGAGAGGGGCGGAGAGGGGCGGGGAGAGAGGGACGCAGUGGAAGCGGAGGGGCAGUCCGGCCAGGCCGAGAGUAUCAGCGAGCCAAGGGAGGAGUUGCGGAGGGAGGGCGUCCUGGAGCCCGGGAAGGUCCGGGAAAGGUACUGGGAGGGCACCCAGGAGUCCCACCGGGAGAGUGAGGUGAAGCGCCCGGCCAAGGGCGAGAAGCAGGUCAAGAGUAAGUGCCAGCUGGAGGAGAAGCCCAACUGGCUGAAGCACCCGAGGCUGGUGGACACCGAGAAGAACGAGGGCCUCAGAGUGAAGGCGGACGAAAACUUGACCAACUGGGUGUCUGGGCAGCAAAGCCGGCGGCCCACGAUUCGGUUCAGCGUCUACCACAGACCUCACCUCCAGUCGCAGUGGCCCAUCUGCCACCCCUCGGUCAGUGCCAUUAACGAGCUGGCGAAGAUGGGCGACCCAGACGUCCUGGAAAUGGUGCAGGAGGAAGAGAGAAUAUCCAAUCUAGACGCAGAAUAUGUUUUCGGAAUGAAUGAGCAGUCCCUGAGCAGCAGAGAGACCAGCUUUCUCAUCAGUGAAGAACCAGUGUUUAAAAAAGACGAACAAAGCAAAGAUUCUAUCUUCUUCCGAGAUGGGGUUCGGCAAAUUGACUUUGUGCUCUCGUAUGUUGAUGACAUAAAGAAAGAAGCAGAAUUAAAGGCGGAAAGGAGAAAAGAAUUUGAACAAAAUCUCAGAAAAACAGGUCUUGAGUUGGAAGUUGAAGACAAAAGGAACUCUGAAGACGGAAGGACUUAUUUUGUCAAGAUCCACGCCCCUUGGGAGGUACUAGUUACUUACGCUGAAGUGUUGGGGAUCAAAAUGCCUAUUAAGGAGAGUGAUAUUCCUCCAGCCGAGAAUAUCCCCUUUAGUUAUAUGCUCGGGCCUCUGAAGCUUCCAAAGAACGUGAGGCACCCUCGUCCUGAAUAUUUCACUGCCCAAUUCACCAGACAUCGGCAGGAACUCUUCCUCAUUGAAGACGAAUCAAGCUUCUUUCCAUCCUCAUCAAGAAACAGAAUUGUUUAUUAUAUUCUUUCACGGUGUCCUUUUGGCAUAGAAGAUGGGAAGAAAAAGUUUGGGAUUGAAAGACUGCUAACUUCUAAUACUUACUCAUCCGCCUAUCCACUCCAUGAUGGUCAAUAUUGGAAGCCUUCAGAACCUCCCAAUCCUGUCAAUGAGAGGUACAUACUUUGCCAGAAUUGGGCUCGGUUUUCCUAUUUCUACAAGGAGCAGCCUUUAGAUUUGGUUAGACCGUUUCAUUGGCUAAGCAAGAAGACUGCCGCUGCAGGUUCCUGCCUUGAGCCCCAACAAUACACGGGUCAAUAUUGGAAGCCUUCAGAACCUCCCAAUCCUGUCAAUGAGAGGUACAUACUUUGCCAGAAUUGGGCUCGGUUUUCCUAUUUCUACAAGGAGCAGCCUUUAGAUUUGGUUAGACCGUUUCAUUGGCUAAGCAAGAAGACUGCCGCUGCAGGUUCCUGCCUUGAGCCCCAACAAUACACGGUACGUACAGGAUGUCGGACGACUCGUGUUGUGAUUUCAGUAAAGGAACAAUCAGAUGAGACCCUGGUUGCUACACACCUCGUGUUUCACUCGGUGAUUUACGCGGUCACGUUGUUUUUGGAGUUUUGGAAACAACGACAGGCCAGAAUGGAGUAUGAGUGGGACCUGGUGGACUUUGAAGAGGAGCAGCAGCAGCUUCAGCUGAGACCGGAAUUUGAAGCGAUGUGUAAACACAGGAAGAUGAAUGCAGUGACUAAGGAGAUGGAACCUUACAUGCCUCUGUGGAAUCGUCUUCCAUGGUACUUUUUAUCGGGAGCUACGGUGACGUUAUGGAUGGCCCUUGUCAUUGCGUGUAUGGUAGCUGUGAUUGUGUACCGCCUGUCAGUGUUUGCUACAUUCGCUAGCUUUAUGGAAAGUGAAGCAUCCUUAAAGCACGUCAAAAGUUUCCUCACUCCCCAGAUAACCACGUCACUCACCGGAUCCUGCUUGAACUUUAUUGUCAUCCUGAUCUUGAAUUUCUUUUAUGAAAAGAUAUCUGCGUGGAUUACAAAAAUGGAAAUUCCUCGAACUUACCAGGAAUAUGAGAGCAGUCUUACCUUGAAAAUGUUCCUGUUUCAGUUUGUGAAUUUUUACUCGUCCUGCUUCUACGUAGCUUUCUUUAAAGGGAAGUUUGUGGGCUAUCCUGGAAAAUACACAUAUUUGUUUAAUGUGUGGAGAAGUGAAGAGUGUGAUCCUGGAGGCUGUUUAAUAGAAUUGACAACCCAGUUGACCAUCAUAAUGACUGGAAAACAGAUCUUCGGAAAUGUCAAAGAAGCCAUUUAUCCUAUGGUUCUAAAUUGGUGGAGACGUCGAAAAGCUCGGACCAACUCUGAGAAGUUAUACAGUCGAUGGGAGCAGGAUCAUGACCUUGAAACUUUUGGAUCUCUGGGGCUCUUCUAUGAGUACUUAGAAACGGUUAUCCAGUUUGGAUUUGUUACAUUAUUUGUAGCCUCUUUUCCUUUGGCUCCUCUUCUUGCUCUCUUGAAUAACAUUAUAGAGAUCCGAGUGGAUGCCUGGAAACUUACAACUCAGUACAGGAGACCCGUAGCUGCUAAAGCUCACAGCAUAGGUGUUUGGCAAGACAUUCUUUAUGGGAUGGCUGUCCUUUCUGUUGCAACUAAUGCUUUUAUUGUUGCAUUUACAUCGGACAUCAUUCCCCGUUUAGUGUACUACUAUGCCUACUCAACAGAUGCCACUGAGCCCAUGAAAGGAUAUGUCAACGACAGCCUGUCAACAUUCCUCAUAGCUGAUUUUCCAAACCACACUGCACCUUCGGAAAAACGAGACUUCGUCACUUGCAGGUACAGAGAUUACAGAUAUCCUCCUGAUCAUGAUCAGAAAUAUUUUCAUAAUAUGCAGUACUGGCACGUCCUCGCUGCCAAGAUGACCUUCAUCAUCGUUAUGGAGCAUGUUGUGUUCUUGGUUAAAUUUUUGUUGGCCUGGAUGAUCCCUGAUGUUCCAAAAGAUGUUCUGGACAGAAUCAAGCGAGAAAAGUUAAUGACUAUCAAGAUUCUCCAUGACUUUGAGCUUAACAAAUUAAAAGAGAACUUGAGAAUUAAUUCUAGUGAACUUGCCAAACAAGUCUUGAUUCAGGAAAACAAAGCACAACUGGCUAAAUCAACAGUCUAAUCAACAUAAUGAGCAAGAAACUGGUUGCCUGUCUGGCUUCACAAUUUUCCUUGGGUUUUGGGCUAGACGCCAGAAGGCAUGUGUCAAUUUCACGCCACCUCCUCUUCCUUCUUUUUUAAUUCAAAGUUUUUGUACACUUCUACAGAGGUCACCUUUGUGAAGUUGGAAGAAUACCACUUGUCUGCUUCAUUGGCUCUGCUCUCCCCAGAUAUUAUUUUCUGAAGUUCUAGAAAUGAUUGUUAAAAGUGCAUGUUGAAUCAGAAUAUUGGAAAAUCAUGGAAUGUUGCAGUUUAGAAUUAAACACUGGACUUGGGCUGUCCCAUCACGUUCCAGUGCAUCUGCACAUUUUCAUGGUCUUCUAUUGGGUUGUUUGAUAACUCCUCCCAUCAAGAAAAAUGUUGGGAUAAAAAGAAGGGAAGUGAAGAGGCCUCCUGAGCCAUGUAUAGCCUGCCAUCGCAGAGUAUGUGAAUGAAAAACCCAAAUCAGAUGACUUAAGAAAACUCACAUAUUAAAAAUGUUGGGUAAAUAUCAUGGCAGGGGUUUGUUCCCAAAAUCAUCCUGAGUAAGUGAAGUUAAACUUCCAUCAGAAUCCCAGAUUCCCCUUCCAGGUCAGUGCAGAAUUGAUUUUUCAAGAGACUGAACAUUUGGGUUUCAACAGAAGACUAACUACUCUAUUCUUUAAAGACAGCCUUUUGGUAACAGUAGUUUCAAGGCUGGAUUGUCUUAUCUGGAAAACAGCAUUAAGAGGUUGUUAGGUUGCUUCAGUUCUUCAAGUAAAUGAAAGAUAUUAUAGAGAAGUAAAUGUGUCUUCUUAAUAGUUAACGAAGGUAAGACAAUGAAUAUUGAUUAAUUUAUUGACUUUAAUCUGAAAAAAUUGUUGAAUUAUUUUUAAAAAUCAUUUUUCUUCUACAAUGCGUAUUUUGCAUCAUGAAGCCUGUUUGAGCAUCAGCUCUGUGUAAGUUAGGUACAAGUUGUUUAUGAAGCUUGAUCUCUCUGUUUAAAGCAAUCUUGAAUCUUUUAAUGAGUUUACACUGUUUUCUAUUGACGCAUCACUUCAUACAAUGCUCAGUGCCUUGUCCCUAUGCCUUUGACACACAAGAAGUGGUUGUGCUGUUCAUCUGAUGUGAUGUAACAUCUCAAAUAUCAGCUUGCUUUAGAGAAAUUGUCAAUUUUACAUCAGCCACAGAGUUUAACACCAAAAGUAGGUCAACCAAGUAAGAAAGGGGGUGAUGGAUUUGACAGCUAAGUGAAAAAAAAAUUAAUUGCAUUAUUUCUUUCAUACUUAGGCCUAUGGCACAUGUACACCAGUUCUUCUUUCUCUUAAAAAAAUACUUUGUGUAUAUUUUUAAUACUAAAAAGUGAGAGAUACAGUUCCGAUAUAGGACUUGCAUCUCUAGCUUCAAAUUACACUUCAGUUCCAAAAGAAUAGUGUUUUUUUAAUUGCAUACAAAAGAAGAAACUUUAUCACAAGAUAUUUUUAAAAGUAGUUUCAUUAUUUGAUACUAAUACAUUUUUGUAGAAUUGCCAACAUUAAGUAUAUGGCACGUAGUAUUAACUAAUGAUCCAUAUUAAGCAUGUAGAAAUGAGGAUUAUGAAUUUUAUAAAACCAUGAGACUGUUACCCCAAUACUGGCAGUAAUGACUUGUCAUCCACUGGGUAGAUUUUAUUUUAAAAAAAACAACAUUUUUUUGUGUAAUUUAAAAUGACCUCAUUAUUGAAGAAUGAUUUCAUAGGAGGAGGAGACCUAUUUCUUGCUUGAGAACACCAGUCAGUGUUACUACGAAGUAAGCCACAGAUGCAUAUCUUUGGUUUGUCAUAUCAAACUCUGUGUUACUACAGUGUUGCCCCUUUGCACAGCUCAUACGUAUUGCUUUCUUCCUAGGUGCUAAUAAAAAUAAGGAAGAGUGUGGACAUUGAUUUCUUGGAUAUAAGUUUUAGUUUGUAUGGCUUAACAGUAUUUAUAGACAUAGAGUGUUAAGAUAAAUAAAGACAAAUUUAACUCACAAUGUUAUCUGUACACUGCAAUCUUAAAAACAAACCAACUCAAGUGUCGGGUUUCUAGAAUGUAUGGAAGAACUAGCAAGAGAGGAAAUAGUUUUAGGACAAGAAAAUAAUUCCUAUGAUUGGUAGAUAUUUCCUUUUAAAAUGUUAUUGACAAAUACUUUGUAUUCAUGUUUCCAUUUUCCACCAAAAAAUUUUUUCCCUGUUUCACAGGUUUUAAAAUGAAAUACAAGUAUCCCUCACUUUCCUAAAAGGUUGCUAACCAAAAUCUAAAGCCAAAUCAAUUCAGGUAGAUUUGGAUUAUCUAAUUAAACUCAUGUUAUUAUGGGAGGGCUUAAUUAAGAGCACCUGAUGACCAAAAAGAAGUUGAUAUUUAUCAGCAUGGCUGAUGUUGUUAUCAUUUGAUCAAACCCAUACUUAUUUUUUUCAGAAAUGGUCCGAGAAACAUUUGAGACUUCAUUUGAAAUAAUUUUAAGAGCAAAAACCAAAAACCAAAAAAACCUCUUUCAAAUGUCGUCCCUAAUCCUUGCCUUCAUCAGUUUUUCUUUGCACACAAGAAGCAGAAUCCUCUUCAAAACAUUUAUUUCAGAGGAAUCCAUCAAGAAGGGAGUAUCUUAAUUAGAUGGAAUGCUGUCCUAUUUUUGCUGCAUCUCAUGACUCCUCUUGGCUUUAACAUUCUUCUCUUAACUAAGCCAUUAAGGAAGUUAUCAUGGAGAAGAUGGAAAGAAGAUGAUAAAGAAGAGGGACAGAAGAUGAGCGGUAUAGAGUUCUGUCCUUAUAAAGCUGUGCUUGCUUGCAAUGGGGAGAGGCAUUUGGGAGGCAGCGUGGUGCAGCUGUGGGUGUAAGAGGAAUGUCUCUCCUAAGCCAUCUUAGUGAGGGUGAGAGAAAAGCCAAAGUUUCAAGUUGAAAGCUGUUAGGUGUCACAAGUAAAACUUUGAUUGCAAAGUGAUUUUGUACUGUCAGGUGCUACGUGUACCACGAAUCUCUGUUGAUUGACUCCAGUUGAGGGUGAGGAGUUUGUACUGCUCAUGCAAAAGGGGAAUCUACUGUUUUGAAAGAACCUUUCUAUAAUAGUUGUUUUUAAUUGGCAGUAGUUAUUAUGUUAGCAAAGAAUGUUAAUAGGGAAAAGAGCAUUUCCAGAAGUACUAUUGGCUAGGCUUUGAAGUCCGCUACCAUGAUUCACUGUAACUAUUAUGUUGUUCUUUCUCUAGAAAAUUUUUACUCUUCUGCUUUAUGUGUGAUAAUUCAAGUAUGUCAAGUAUUCCAGCAUUAUGUAAAAAUUCAUGACAAUAUUAAAAAGAAGAGCAUGGUUGAAUGUAUAUGAGAUACCUUCGUCCAUUCCCCCCCCAAAACAUUUGUCUAGGAAUGUCUUCCUAUGAGUGAUUUUGUGCCAUGGUGUUAACCAAGAAAAUGAGUGGUCCUUUUUGUUUGCCCUCUUCCAUUUUUCCCUUCCCCUGAGGAGAUGUAUAUGGGGUUAUGCAGGGAAAGUUGCUCUCUAGUGACACGUACAUAAAUCUCAAGAGACUCAACUCGUGCAGUGAAUAAAGUAAUACUUUGACAUGAAUUCAAUUUAUCCUUAUGGUAAAAUGUUAAUAUAAUUCUUAUUAUAUUAUAUAUAUUAUAUAUUAUAAUGAUAUAAUUCUUUUUGUUUAGAAACAUUCAAUGUAUUACAUGUAACAUGCUUAAUUCACUAGAUUAUGUGUUUGUGAGAUUUAGAGAUGCAAAUUCCUCAAAGUAAGAGGCUGUGUGGUCCAGAAGUUUGGAAAGCAAUGAAACUAUUUUCAUUGUUUUGCCUCUUUAUUUUUUUCUACUUUGGGUGGUUGAUAAAGGUGAAUAGAAAGCCCUAGAGGGAAAAAUAGUAUGUUGAGAUUUUCAGAAUUUAAUCAGGACAGCAAAACUAUGAAUAUUGUAGAAUAUAGAAUUUGUUAUAGAAAAAUAAGCCUUUUGAAACUGUGGAAGAAAAUGGAAAUCAAUGGUGGGAAAGGGAGAUUUGGAGGGUCAGAGAAAGGCGCUGUUCACCUCUCGUGGAACACUGCCGUCGAUGGACGAAUUGGAGCACCUGUGGAUAUUCAAGUGCUGAAGUGAGACUGGGAAGGACUUCUUUGCAAGGUUGUUGCUUCUGUAUACCUACUUACUUCUGUGAGUUUGCAGCCCAGCUUCUCUGCUGGUCAGCAAGAUCUGGACGUGAAGAGUGAGACAAGAUUCCCGUCUGUGUGUCCUUCUAUCUGGCUGCAAAGAUCUCCAGAGAGAAGUAACAGCCGCUUUACUUCUGUCUGCCUCUUUUGCAAAUCUCACCUGACACCAUAUAAGGAAAAGACUUCGGGAAAUUACAGCUCCAGCUUAACCAAAACUACUGUAUAAACAAAAUUUUACCAGAUUAAUGAAGCUAUUGAUCAUUUGAAUGAUGUGAUUAAAAAAUGGAGCCAA
Ailuropoda melanoleuca (giant panda) is the source of this 7983-nucleotide messenger RNA. It is a transcript of the gene ANO5, whose product is annotated as anoctamin 5. The coding region runs from base 46 to 3555 and encodes 1169 amino acids. Gene Ontology annotation, molecular function: chloride channel activity; protein dimerization activity. The transcript is spliced from 21 exons. NCBI's taxonomy places the organism in Eukaryota, Metazoa, Chordata, Mammalia, Carnivora, Ursidae. Gene Ontology annotation, biological process: chloride transmembrane transport. The record is from RefSeq and is a predicted model, not a curated record. Gene Ontology annotation, cellular component: plasma membrane.